CACACACAACUUGUCCACUUUUUCCCCGAAUUUUACCACCCAAUCAAAACAAAGUCUCUCUUUCCUCUUCUUCUUCUUCUUCACCUCCUCUCUCUCCUUUUACAAUUUUUAUUAUACCUUUGAAUCUCCCAGAUUUCACCAAAAAGAAAUAUUUUUUAAUUGGAAUCCGCGUGUAACAGAGGAUAAGCGAUUAUGGGUUCGAUCUCUUUGUCCAAUUCUAUGCCCAUAACGCGACUUCCUCUACUUACAUCACUCAAUCAAUGCCUUCCUCCGACUCCUACCUCCUUCUCCCUUUCUCCUCUCUCGAAUCGUCGUCGCUCCACUUUCUCCCCUUUAAUCGCCGCAUCUGCCGUCUUCGCAGCUCCUGCCGGCGUUAAUAACUCCGUUCCCGCAAGAAACGGGGGCUACACAGUUGGGGAUUUCAUGACAGGGAGACAGUAUUUGCAUGUUGUUAAGCCCUCGACCUCGGUUGAUGAUGCAUUGGAACUUCUGGUUGAGAAGAAAGUCACGGGAUUGCCUGUAAUUGAUGAUGAUUGGAAUCUGGUUGGCGUUGUUUCUGAUUACGAUUUGCUUGCACUGGACUCCAUUUCUGGCCGCAGCCAAAAUGAUACAAACUUGUUUCCUAACGUCGACAGUACCUGGAAAACGUUUAACGAGCUCCAGAAACUGAUAAGCAAGACACACGGAAAAGUCGUUGGAGACUUGAUGACGCCUUCUCCUCUGGUUGUCCGUGGUUCUACCAAUUUAGAAGAUGCAGCCAGGCUGCUUCUCGAAACAAAGUUCCGAAGAUUACCAGUGGUGGAUUCAGAUGGAAAACUGAUCGGGAUUCUUACAAGGGGGAAUGUCGUAAGGGCCGCACUGCAGAUCAAGCGGGAAACCGAGAACUCUACAUAGCUAAAGAGCAACAGUUAUAGAGCAGAGCUCUUAAAUCUGCCAUAGUUAAAUAGCAAAUGUGUUUAUUCCAUUGAUAAGUAUAUAUAAUAUAUAUAUGUGUACCCUCAUUCCCUCUGUUCUCUACCCUCCACAAGCAAAUUUUCCUCCAGGAGUAACAUUUCUGAGACUAAAGAAUUCAAGACGAUUGCUAUCUAAUUACAUACUGUAUUUAUUGUAAUUUGUAAGCACGAGUCUCUACUUUUAUCACCAAACACAAAGACCAAACAUAAUCGAACUCUGAUUUUGCUCUGUUUUUAAUAUUCUCUCACUUAGCUCUGCUGAAGUC
Thlaspi arvense is the source of this 1219-nucleotide messenger RNA. The record is from the annotation of a GenBank genome assembly. NCBI's taxonomy places the organism in Eukaryota, Viridiplantae, Streptophyta, Magnoliopsida, Brassicales, Brassicaceae.